This is a messenger RNA of Stylophora pistillata, 1387 nucleotides long. RefSeq names its product guanine nucleotide-binding protein G(t) subunit alpha-2. The record is from RefSeq and is a predicted model, not a curated record. NCBI's taxonomy places the organism in Eukaryota, Metazoa, Cnidaria, Anthozoa, Scleractinia, Pocilloporidae. Gene Ontology annotation, cellular component: cytoplasm; heterotrimeric G-protein complex. Gene Ontology annotation, molecular function: GTPase activity; G-protein beta/gamma-subunit complex binding; guanyl nucleotide binding. Gene Ontology annotation, biological process: adenylate cyclase-modulating G protein-coupled receptor signaling pathway.
UCAGUUUGCUUUUCGUACGAGUAAUAAAUUAAUAACGCCAAAAAAACGAACCUCAAUCGUUGCAAAUUUGCUCUAAUGCGAAGUACUUCGAGAUUUUCUCAACUCUACCAAGCCACAGAUAUUGGACUAGUAUUGGUUUUAGAUUUUUGCGUAUAAAAACACUUUCGGGGGUAGUCACAUUCUGACUGUUGCUACUCGAUGAUCACUGUACUCUGUUUGUGAGUCGUGAGUAAAUUCAUCGAAAAAAAACAGCUUGAAAUGAAUAAGUUAACAGUGUGAAAUUCCAUUUCCGAGCGACUAAACAUGGCCGAGGAACUGCAGCGAGUCGAUUCUAAUCUCAAGCCGAGCGAACUGAAGGCGGCAUUCAAGCGAAGCCGAGAUAUCGAUGCUCUGUUGGACGAGGAAAGAGAAUUGAAAGAGAAAGAAGUGCAGCUGUUGAUUUUGGGAUCGGGUUGUUCUGGGAAAACAACUUUUCUCAAACAGCUGCAAAUUCUAUACGGUGAAGGUUACACGGAAAAAGAACGGAGAGAGUUCAAGCCGGUUAUAUACGGAAAUGUCCGAAGAGCAAUGAUCCGAAUUCUCGAAGCAAUGGAAGAAAUAGGGCUCACUUUUGAAAUCGAAGAGUUAAACACCAAGGAUCUCCAUCAGGAGCUACUUGAGCAUGCCGACUCAGAAGACAGUGAAAAUAACAACUUUUCGCUCACAGACAGAGUUCUGCUGUUGACAAAAUUCUGGAACGACUCCUCAGUAAAGACGUGCUUUGAUCAAAGAAAUUUGUUUUACAUCGACGAUUCCGCUAAAUAGAGGUCCAGACCCUGAGAAAGGUCUCAAUUACAUCCGGGAGUUAUUUUUGUCAAAGAAACCCGCUGACAAGGACAUGUAUUUGCACGUGACGUGCGCUACAGACACUGACCUAAUGAAAGCGGUGUUGAAAGAUGUGUUUGAAAUUUUAGUCGACAUAAACCUAAAGAAACUCUCCACACUUUAACUAAGAGGUAGUUUGAAAAGGCAGGCUUCGAUGUGUGAAAUCUGUCGCCAACUGUAGACCCAAUCUUAGUCACUUUAGAGUAAAUGUAACGUUUCUUAAUAGCAGACCUUUCCAUUUUUAAAAUCCGCUAAUUACCAGAAUUUUCUUCCCCCCCAAAUCAGCGAAAAUGUGCGACGGCGAGGCUAACCAUCAACUUGAACUAAAGUAAACUUAUUUUGAAAUAACUGUGAAAAGUCAGAUUGCAACAGACAAGUUCCUGCUUAUGGAAAACGGACCAAAACUAAUACAACUGCUCCUCGUAAAAAGGAUAGCUAACAUUCGCUCAAGAUCAGAAUUGCUUGUGAUUUGAAACGUUUUAUAAAAGUUAUGAUUAAAUUAAGGUUUAAAUCUUUCUUGAAA